Molecule: messenger RNA, 911 nt
Organism: Brassica napus (rape)
Lineage: Eukaryota; Viridiplantae; Streptophyta; Magnoliopsida; Brassicales; Brassicaceae
Product: ADP-ribosylation factor 1
Exons: 7
Coding region: 190-735 (181 amino acids)
Biological process (GO): vesicle-mediated transport; intracellular protein transport
Cellular component (GO): cytoplasm
Molecular function (GO): GTPase activity; GTP binding
Source: RefSeq, a predicted model, not a curated record
AAUUGAAAAACAAAUAUAUUCGACGUAUUUUUAACGCUUACUGGAUGAUAUAAGUAGAGAUUUUUUUCUGUCAAACACAAAAAAAAAAAAAAAAAUCAUCGUGAAACGUUGGAAAGCGACGAGCAUCGGCAUCAGAUCUCGUGCGGCGGUUGUGUUCUUCGGGUUUAGAAUAAAAGGAAAGGAUAGGAGAUGGGGCUGUCAUUUGGGAAGCUGUUCAGCAAGCUGUUUGCGAAGAAAGAGAUGCGUAUUCUCAUGGUUGGUCUCGAUGCUGCUGGUAAGACCACCAUCCUCUACAAGCUCAAGCUUGGUGAGAUCGUCACCACCAUUCCCACCAUUGGUUUCAAUGUUGAAACUGUGGAGUACAAGAACAUUAGCUUCACCGUGUGGGAUGUCGGGGGUCAGGACAAGAUCCGUCCACUGUGGAGACACUACUUCCAGAACACACAGGGACUUAUCUUUGUCGUGGACAGCAACGAUCGUGACCGUGUUGUUGAAGCCAGGGACGAGCUUCACAGGAUGCUCAACGAGGAUGAAUUGAGGGAUGCAGUUCUGCUUGUUUUUGCUAACAAGCAAGAUCUCCCCAACGCUAUGAACGCUGCUGAGAUUACUGACAAGCUUGGCCUUCACUCUCUCCGCCAACGCCACUGGUACAUUCAGAGCACUUGUGCCACCUCUGGAGAAGGACUCUACGAGGGUCUUGACUGGCUCUCCAACAACAUUGCUAACAAGGCAUAGAAAGGAGGUAGCAAGAUUCCUCCCUGCUUGUUUCGCUAGUACUAUAAAAACGAAACCAAGAUUUUAUUAUCAUAUGUUCGUCUUCUCGCAUCUCAAACUCAAAACCAUAUCACAUUUUGUACUUUCCUUUAAUAACUCACCUCUUUUACUUUCGGAUAUUAAUUUCUUUAUUCAAA